Ascochyta rabiei is the source of this 849-nucleotide messenger RNA. RefSeq lists its product as uncharacterized. Lineage: Eukaryota; Fungi; Ascomycota; Dothideomycetes; Pleosporales; Didymellaceae. Bases 1 to 849 code for a protein of 282 amino acids. The record is from RefSeq and is a predicted model, not a curated record. The transcript has a single exon.
AUGACAACAACCAUAUCUCCCAACAACCCCAAGUCAACCUCACCUGAUCCAUCUUUCCCAUUCCAGCCCCACCCCACUUGGCAAACCAUGCCCCCCUCGCAGAUCCCCUCCAGCACGCCCUACGCCUGGCCCCACGACACCUCCCUCUCACCCGGCACAACCGCCCUCUUGAUAAUCGACAUGCAACACGACUUCCUCUCCCCCAACGGCUACCUCUCCACCCUCUCCCCAGAAACAACCUACCGCUUCGUACGCCUCGUCCCGACCAUCUCGCACAUCCUCACCACCUUCCGCCGCGCCUCGUUCCCCAUAAUCCACACCCGCGAAGGCCACGCGCCGCACCUCGCGACGGUGUCGUCGCGCGAACGGCACCGCUUGCGCGCCAGCGGUGUGCAGAUAGGUGCCAUGGGGCCAAUGGGGAGGUUCCUGGUUCGUGGGGAGGUUGGACAUGACAUUGUGGGUGAGGUUGCGCCGGUGGAGGGCGAGGUGGUGAUUGAUAAGCCGGGGCGGGGGGCGUUUACGAACACAGAGUUAGAUGCUGUAUUGAGGGCGAGAGGGGUGAAGAAUCUGGUGGUCUGUGGUGUUACUGCAGACGCGUGUGUCAGUAGUACGGUCAGAGAGGCGAGUGAUCGUGGGUACGAUGUUCUGGUCGUCGAGGACGGGGUGGAGAGUGUAAACGAUGAGCUGAAGAGGUGGAGCUUGGAGUCUAUCAGGGUGGAAGGAGGGUUGUUUGGGGUGACAGCGAACAGCAAGGCUGUGAUUGAAGCUGUCGAAGCCUGGAUUGGGGCCGGUGCCCGGAAAAGCAGGAAAGGCGAGAAAGAUAGUGUGCGACUGGCGACGCUCCUGUAA